AUGGUCCAAGGAGUGACCCAAACCCCUCCACCUGGUUACCGACCUCUAGCCUCCCUGCAAGCCCUCACCUCCACUACCCCAUCCCCAAAUUAUGACCCAACCAUGGAAGCUUUCAUCAGCCUCGACAAGGAGGAGGCAAUGGUGCUCUCGGAGCAAUGGAUAAAUUCACUCAUCAUCAAAGUGAUAGGGAAAUCAUUUUCAGUUGAUUACCUCAAAACAACCCUCCAAAGAAUUUGGAAAACCAACCACCAGAUUCGCUUCAUUGCCUUGGGCAAAGGUUUCUACAACAUCUCGGUCCCGAAUGAGGAAGUAAGGGAACACAUCCUGUCACAAGGGUCGUGGUUCAUUGCUAGCUACAUGUUAAUUGUUCAACCAUGGAUGCCAGGAUUCAUACCAUCCCAAGCCAUAAUCUCGAAAGCCCCAGUCUGGGUUUCAUUACCGGAGCUGCCAAUUGAGUUCCACUCGCUGCAGAUGUUUCAAAGAAUUGCAAGCGAAAUUGGGACCUUCAUCAAAACAGACACAAAAGCUCUUGAGCAAAACAGAAUAAGGUUCGCAAGGAUUCAAGUGUUGUUGGACCUAGCAAAACAGAGGAAAGAAGUAAUAUGGCUAGGAGCCUUCAAGCAAUCCAUCUACUAUGAGGAGAUACCACACUACUGCAACCAGUGUCAGUCAAUUGGGUACCGGAGUGAAAGAUUCCCGCAUUAUCCGGUUGAUAAAGGGGAAACAGAGGACGGCGCGGAGGAGGUUGAGAAGGACAAAAAUGAAGGAGUAGGGCAAAACGUGGCACCAUCACAGGCCACCAAUGAGGAGGGAGAAAACACCAACCCUUGGAUCCAUGUUCCCAGCAAAGAGAUAAAACAAAAAAGGGAAACAAAAAAGCUAAGUACAAAAAACAAGAAAAGUGCAGAGCAAAAGGUGGGAGAAACUCAGGAAGGAAAAAGGGGGAAAAACAAAAUACCAAGAGCUAACCGAAGAAGUCAACUACAAGUGUGGGUAAAUACCCAAUCUCGGUCCACAAAGUCACUACAAGGCUAUCAGCCCAACUUGCAAAAACAGACCAGCAGAAAGCCCAAUGGGGGAAGAAGAACCAAGAAACGGGCCCAAUGA
Molecule: messenger RNA, 1107 nt
Organism: Spinacia oleracea (spinach)
Lineage: Eukaryota; Viridiplantae; Streptophyta; Magnoliopsida; Caryophyllales; Amaranthaceae
Exons: 1
Coding region: 1-1107 (368 amino acids)
Source: RefSeq, a predicted model, not a curated record